Pan troglodytes (chimpanzee) is the source of this 2286-nucleotide messenger RNA. RefSeq names its product AFG3-like protein 1. Gene Ontology annotation, cellular component: m-AAA complex. Gene Ontology annotation, molecular function: metalloendopeptidase activity; ATP-dependent peptidase activity; ATP binding. Gene Ontology annotation, biological process: mitochondrial protein processing. Lineage: Eukaryota; Metazoa; Chordata; Mammalia; Primates; Hominidae. The record is from RefSeq and is a predicted model, not a curated record.
GUGGUGUGGGCGGUUUCUUUGAGACGUAUGUUUAAGCACAGAGUAGGGGCUGCCGUGGGGUGAGAGAAGGUGAGGCAGGUAGAAUUCUGGAGAUUCUCUCUCAGAUUCUAGUGGCAGGGCCCGAAGUGCCUGUGGUCUCCUGCUGGAUGGAGCUCCCUCCUGUCAGAGUGAUUGUAGCUAAGAUGUGACUGAUCGUUGUCUGUCAGUCCUGCUAAAGCCUCAUUGGACACGUCCAGGCUUCUGUGCCAGCUUUCAGAUUUGGAAAAACUUUCACUUAGACCUUUGGCAGAUUUGAUUUUCACUUUGGCUUUAGGGCCGUGUUGGGGUCCCUAAGACCACCCCAGAUGUGGUGACUUGCUAGGAGAAGUCAUAGGACUCAGUCUAUAGUAGCACUCAGGGCUUUAAUUUAUUACCGUUAAAGGAUACAGCAAAAUCAGCCAGGGGAGAAGGCGCAUUGGGUUGUGGGGAGACCAGGUCAGUGUUGAACCCUCCCCCAAUGGAGCCACAUGGGACGCGCUGACUUCCCCCAGCAUCAAGCUGUGACCACGCCUGCCUGAUGUUGACCAGGAAGCUCAGGAGAGACUUGGUUCCCAGGGUUUUUGCUGGGGGUGCACAAAGCGUUUGGGCCCAGGGAGCUGUUUUCUCAAGGAAUGGUGGGAACGCUCCCAGAAUCACAGUGCCCAGACACUGCCCUUGCGAGCAGGCCUUUCUGAGGACAGCAGUCAGGCCUGCUGUGUUCAACACUUCUCUAUGGGCCAAAAGCAUUUCCUAAAUAUUGUUUUGUCUUUAGUACCCAGUAGUAAUUCUAAUUAGAUGGUGACUGUUUUGAUAUUUGGAGGGGACCGAUUGGAGAGGAGGGAAGUGGAGCACUCAGCCUUUCUCCUCCCUUCCCCUGUGCUGGGCAUUCCAUUUCCUGUGCAGCCCCUGGCUUGCCCUCCUCCACUCCAGCACCAUGUGGUGUCAGAGGCUGCAGGAACCCAUAAUAAGUCAGGAUAAGGAGGGCCCACGCCCUGGAUUUCUCUGUAACCCCUGAGCCAGGCUGUGGGGUUCCCAGUUAGCGGAGGGAUGGCUGGUUACCUGCCAUGCACACAUCGGGUAGCUGCUAAGGCUCACCUGCUUCUCCUGUGUCCAGGGUUCAACUCUGCCACCAACGUCGUGGUGUUGGCUGGCACCAACCGCCCUGACGUCCUGGACCCGGCCCUCAUGCGGCCUGGCUGGUUUCAUCGCCAGAUUUACACUGGUCCUCCUGACAUCAAAGGCAGGUCCUCCAUCUUUAAGGUCCACCUGCGCCCACUGAAGCUGGACGAGAGCCUCAAUAAGGACGCCCUGGCGAGGAAGCUGGCAGCGCUCACCCCAGGCUUCCCUGCAGCCCUGAUUGCUGCCCGGCAUCUGAGUUCUUCUGUUCACGAGAAACACUUUCAGCAGGCCAUUGAGAGGGUCAUCGGAGGUCUUGAGAAGAAGGCCCAGGUCCUGCAGCCCGGUGAAAAGACAACUGUGGCCUACCACGAGGCCGGACACGUGGUGGUGGGCUGGCUCCUGGAGCACGUGGACCCCCUGCUGAAGGUGUCCAUCAUACCCCAGGGCAAGGGGCUCGGCUACGCACAGUACCUGCCCCGGGAGCAGCAGCUCUACACCCAGGAGCAGCUCUUCGACCGCACGUGCAUGAUGCUCGGGGGCCGGGUGGCCGAGCAGCUGUGCUCCGGGUAGAUCACUGUGGGGGCUCAGGACGACCUGAGGAAGGUCACCCAGAGCGCCUACGCCCAGAUUGCGCAGUUUGGGGUGAGUGAGAAGCUGGGCCAGGUGUCCUUCGACUUUUCCCGACACGGCAAGGCCCCGGUGGAAAAGCCGUACGGCGAGGCGAGCGCCCAGCUCCUUGAUGACGAGGUCCGGCACCUCGUCAGUGCCACCUGCAGGCGCACCCUGGACCUGCUGACACAGUGCCGGGAGCAUGUGGAGAAGGUGGGCCAGCGGCUCCUGGAGAAGGCAGACAUGGUGGAGCUGCUGGGCGCCCGGCCCUUCGCGGAGAAGUCUACCUAUGAGGAGUUUGUAGAGGGCGCGGGCAGCCUGGAGGAGGACACAUCCCUUCCCGAGGGGCUGAAGGGUUGGAACCGUGGACAGGAGGAGGAAGGUGUGGAGAGCAGCCUGUGCAGGGUCUGCGUAGCCUAUGGCGGUCGCCUGCACCUGCUGCUGGGUGGAGUUGGGGUGACUGCCACUUACCUGGGGCCUUGGCAAAGCAGCUGCGGAAUCUCACCCAAAACAAAUUAAAACGUGACAACUGUGAAUGGG